Triticum dicoccoides is the source of this 1731-nucleotide messenger RNA. Its product is annotated as 4-hydroxybenzoate polyprenyltransferase, mitochondrial-like. Gene Ontology annotation, molecular function: prenyltransferase activity. Gene Ontology annotation, cellular component: mitochondrial inner membrane. Bases 27 to 1247 code for a protein of 406 amino acids. The record is from RefSeq and is a predicted model, not a curated record. NCBI's taxonomy places the organism in Eukaryota, Viridiplantae, Streptophyta, Magnoliopsida, Poales, Poaceae. Gene Ontology annotation, biological process: ubiquinone biosynthetic process. The transcript has 9 exons.
CGAGCCAUCAGCUGGAGCUUCCAUCCAUGGCCCUGCUCCGCGCCGCUGCCGCCGCCCUCCGCCGCCGCGCCCGCGUCGCCGCUCUCCCGGCCAUCUCCCCGUUCCCCCACACCAGCACCUCCUCUCCCUCCCCCUCCCCCGCUCCCGCCCCCAACCCCGCCGCCCGGCGCCACCUCAUCACCCUAACCCGCCGCGGCCCAUGCCUUCACCCGCCGUCCGCCUCCGCGGCGGCCUCCUCGUUCUACAUCGACCGGAUCCUGCUGCCCAGCAGCUUCUCGCUCGCGCUCUCGACCUCCUCCCGGGACAAGGACUCGGACAAGGACAAGGAGGAGAGCCUCCCGCCGCCGCCGUCGCCGGCGUCGUGGGUGGAGAGGUGGCUCCCGGAGGCGGCGCGGCCGUACGCGAUGCUCGCCCGGCUCGACAAGCCCAUCGGCACCUGGCUCCUCGCCUGGCCCUGCAUGUGGUCGAUCACGAUAGCGGCGAUGCCGGGGGAGCUCCCGGACUUGAAAAUGCUGGCGCUCUUCGGGUGCGGAGCUGUCCUCCUCAGGGGGGCUGGUUGCACUGUGAAUGAUCUUCUCGACCGCGACAUUGAUAACAAGGUUGAGCGCACCAAAAGCAGGCCUUUCGCAUCAGGCGCUCUAACCCCAUCUCAAGGAGUGGCCUUCCUCGGAGGCCAGCUACUGCUGGGAUUGGGCAUUCUUCUCCAACUUAACAACUUCAGCCGUGUUCUUGGAGCAUCUUCUCUUCUUCUGGUGUUUUCUUAUCCCCUGAUGAAGAGGUUCACAUUUUGGCCUCAGGCAUAUCUCGGCUUGACCUUCAACUGGGGAGCUUUGCUAGGAUGGGCUGCUAUCAGAGGGAGCUUAGACCCUGCAGUCAUCCUUCCACUGUAUACUGCUGGUAUAUGUUGGACAUUGGUGUAUGAUACCAUAUAUGCACAUCAGGACAAAGAAGAUGACCUCAAAGUAGGUGUCAAGUCCACAGCAUUAAGGUUUGGGGAUUCGACCAAGCAAUGGAUCAGUGCCUUUGGCGCUGCAUCCAUUGGCAGCUUAGUGCUCAGUGGCUACAACGCCGAACUUGCGUGGCCCUACUACCCUCUUCUGACAGCUGCAGCCGCACAUUUGGCAUGGCAGAUUUCAACCGUUGACUUAUCUGACCGUGCAGAUUGCAACAGGAAGUUUGUAUCAAAUAAGUGGUUUGGAGCUUUGGUGUCCAGUGGAAUUUUGCUCGGGCGACUUGCAUCAUGCUAGAUACGUCAGGCACGAUGUGCCUGUUGUUCUUUUCUAUAGGAUUUUGAUAGCUCUGACAGCACCAGUACAUUUUUGUGACUAGUACCGGAAGGAUAGACCUAUUUGUUUAACCUUGUCAUCUGCUAAAUGCAGUAUGCUGCAGAAUAAACAUCUGUUUAUUUCCUGGGGAUUUCUUUGCGGCAUUCCCCCAUUCUGUCCCCGAUGAUAAAUCAAGGAAACAGAGGGUAUAGCAUUGUUGUAUAACACAUUGUUGUGCAUUUUACUAUGUGAUUAUUCUGAUGUACGCUCGACAAAAUGCGAUCCAAAAACACGACUCAGCCUAACGCUGUAUAUCUGGGAAGGCGGUGGAUCUUCCCAUUCAGUUUUCACACCUCCAGUUAGCUCAGUCUCAGAGCAGCUGGGCAAAACAAAUAUACUGAAAGAUCUGUGGUGCAUUGUGUUAUCACCAUGGGGUUCCUGUCAGGAUUCUCUUGUGCACCUGCCA